AUGGCUGCUGCCGAUACAAACCCAAGUCGUGCUGUCGGUGUUCUCGACUCCUGCCUGCGCGUGGAUUACAGUUGCUUUGCCUCAAUGUCUCAGGCGCUUUGGGCACCUAUGCAGCUCUUGUGUGCUUAUACUUGCGAGUUCACCGUUUCAAAGGCCUUCUUGCCGCUUGCAUGCUCGAAAUUUAUGUCAACUGCUGCGUGCCUACAGGCGUCCAUCUUUGUGCCUCUUCUGCCCGAUUUCUUUGCAUGCCUCCGCAGACCCCGCGCAUUCAAGGGGAGACACCUGAGUAACCAUGGGGGAUCAGGAGGCUCGUCGCCUGUAAGCGAACGCACGGGGCAGUUGGGGGGAGAGAGGGAGAGGGUAGUAGUCCAGAGAUGUAGGGUAGAGGGAGGAUGUAGGCUCUUGAGACGUAGGGACUGGAGGGGGGACGUUAGGGAGAGCCAGUUUUUUCUUAACAUGCCUCAAGGAUCCUUCGACUCGUGCAUUGACUGGCGAGCCGCAGACUCAGAGGGCGUCUCAUGGAGGCGAGAUCCCCUCAGCAGCGACGUGCGUUCCACAGGCCGUCGCCAUCAUGAGCCUUUGGGGAGUUCAGGCGGAUCGGCUUUGACUAGCUGGAAUUCCUUUGGAGCUCGAGGGGGGGGAGGGGGAGGACCUCCUCCCCUGGCUCGCUCAGGGGACGGCAUGAGCAGCAACCAGGGGGCAGCAUCGAGCAACGGCUUGAGGAGUUCGUUGAGCUACGGGGGAGCGGAGGCCGUUGGGGGGACAGGUUUGGGGUCUAUUAGGGGUGCUCCUUCGCAGAAAAAUACUGGAUGGACUGCAAUUCAGACACCCGCAGCCAUCGCACCAGCAACUGCAGCCAUGCACCAGCAACGCAAGGGUCAUAGCGAGGCGCCCUCCGUUUGUUGCGCAGAGAUUAAGGGCACGACGUUCUCUAGCACCAGUAGGCAUCCUCCAGCAGCCACUGUCGAGAUGGCAGCUGCUGAGGCAAGCAUCUACUGCUCGUCGGGGGGGGGGGCGCCUGGGGUAGUUGUGUCGCGGGGUGGUUCAUCGGGGACGCCUUCUGCUGACUGCAGAGACUUCCGCAGGGGAGGAGACACAGACGGCGGAGACGCAGCUUCCCGCAGCACGCCAGAAGGUGUUUCUUCCUCCAGUGCAGCUGCAGGAGGGGUCCAGCAGGUCAGUCCUCGAAGUCAACAAGAAUCCCCCAUGCCUCCUUCCCCACAAGGCACUUUCAGCCUGCCUGGAGGCAGCGCAGCUGCAGCGGCAGCGGGCGUCUCCCUGGGGUGCGGCCUCACAUGGCGCCCUCGAAGGGCGCUCACGCGAGAAGAGGAGAUCGAACGGAAUGUCAAAUCUCUGUUGAACAAACUCACCAUCGAAAAAUUCAAUGUCAUCUCCGAAAAAGUCGCUCUGACGCUGGAGGAGGCCCUCGCAAGGCCCAGUGAAGUCCAACUCAUCGUGAAUGCCGUUAUUGACAAAGCUGUUACCGAACCGGAUUGGUCAGAAAUGUACGCAGAUCUCUGCCAGGUCCUUCAGUGGCGUAGCGUCUCUCCCGAGGGAGACUCGGAGACUAUCCGCAAGACGCCUUUCAUGCUGGCUCUUCUAAACAGGAUUCAGACCGAGUUCGAAUCGAUGCCAACGGUUCUUACAACGCCUCCUGCUGCCGCAGACUCGGAAGAUGAUCAGCUGGAGCUGUCUCGACUCAAGCGGCGCGUGUUGGGGGUUGUCAAACUUAUUGGGGAACUCUUCCACCGUCGGCUUCUUGGUUUUAAAGUUGUUAAUGACGUCGUAGUACAGCUUGUCAUGCGGAGCGAUGCCCCUGACGAGCAUCUGGUGGAAUGUUUUCUGCAGCUGAUUGCAACUGUUGGGUACUUUAUCGACCAGAACCCCAAAAUGAAGGUCGUCUUGGAUUCUUGGUUCGGCCGUCUUAAGGAGUUGCAAUGCAAGUCGUGUUACUCCAAACGCUUGAAAUGCGUUAUCCAGGAUACGUUUGAUAUGCGACGGGCAGAAUGGCGGAAGAAGGUCCAUAAAGAAAGAGCCAAGGCGCUUAACGAUCUGAGAGAUCAGUUAGAAACAGAGGAAGUUUUAGGAGGAUCUAUCCACGCCGCGCAGUAUGGCAACAUUGUUGUGGUCGGGGAGAGGACUAACCUGAAUGGCCACUACUUAGGAUACCUCAAGGAACAAGAGGCAAUCUACGAGGGCCGAGUAGCGCAGCGCUGCGCGGCUGCGGGUGUCUCCUCCCGCCGUCCUGUUGCUCCUUCAUGA
Molecule: messenger RNA, 2262 nt
Organism: Cyclospora cayetanensis
Lineage: Eukaryota; Apicomplexa; Conoidasida; Eucoccidiorida; Eimeriidae
Cellular component (GO): eukaryotic translation initiation factor 4F complex
Molecular function (GO): translation initiation factor activity; protein binding; mRNA binding
Source: RefSeq, a predicted model, not a curated record